GCCCGCCGGCCCCGCUCCGCUUCGACUUUCCUCGCGGCCCGGCCGCACCGGGGCCGCUAUAAAUCCGGCGGCGGCGGCGGCGGCUGCCCGGGCCGUGCAGGGAGCGGAGCCGACCGGGGAGCAGGGCCGCCCAGGCGCCGGAGGAGAUGAGCUCUCUACGGUGCUCCUCCCGGGGCACGAAGAACCGCGAGGUGGCGGCGACCCUGCGCUACCGCUCCGGCACCGGGGCCGGGGAGCUGCCGGCCGCCGCGGGGGGCGCUCCGCCGCCCCCCGCCGCCCCUUUGGCCCUGCAGACGGCUCCCCACCUCCUGGCCAGCAUGCACCUCCAGAAGCUCAACAGCCAGCACCGCGCCGCGGGGGGAGUCCGGCGCUCCCAGGAGCCCCGCUCGCCGCCCGGCUGGGGCUUGGGGACGCGGGGCGCGGGCAGCCGCUCCCCCCCGGCCGCCGGCCCCGGCAUCAUCGACUCGGACCCGGUGGACGAGGAGGUGCUCAGGGCUCUGGUGCUGGAGCUUGGCCUCGACAGGGCGGACGAGCUGCCGGAGCUCUGGCUCGGCCACCACGAGUUCGACUUCCCCGCGGACCUGCCGGCCGGCUGCUGAGGCUGGAGGGCGGCUGGGGCCGGGGCCUCCCGCGUCGCCCCACCGGGGACCCGCCGUCAGGUGCCGCUGAGCGCGGAGAGCGCCCCGGCUGCCCCACGGAGGGCGAGGGCCGGCGCUGCGGGCGGGGUGGGGGUGCAGGGAGCGCUCGGAGCCCGGCCGAGGGUGGGAAGGGGCCGCCCUCGGGGCUGGAGGAGGGGUGGGGCCGCGCUGCCCGCCCCCAACAGGGAGCCGCCUCGCUGGACCAGGCAGGCGGAGGUCUCAAGGUGCUGUCUAAUAAAAUCUGGAAGGACCCUUA
Molecule: messenger RNA, 894 nt
Organism: Aquila chrysaetos chrysaetos
Lineage: Eukaryota; Metazoa; Chordata; Aves; Accipitriformes; Accipitridae
Gene: CITED1
Product: Cbp/p300 interacting transactivator with Glu/Asp rich carboxy-terminal domain 1
Exons: 2
Coding region: 147-599 (150 amino acids)
Biological process (GO): regulation of DNA-templated transcription
Cellular component (GO): nucleus
Source: RefSeq, a predicted model, not a curated record